Messenger RNA from Guillardia theta CCMP2712, 618 nucleotides. RefSeq lists its product as hypothetical. The coding region runs from base 1 to 618 and encodes 205 amino acids. The record is from RefSeq and is a predicted model, not a curated record. The transcript has a single exon. Gene Ontology annotation, biological process: protein folding; response to hydrogen peroxide; response to heat. NCBI's taxonomy places the organism in Eukaryota, Cryptophyceae, Pyrenomonadales, Geminigeraceae.
AUGCUCUCCUCGUCCUCCGCCUUCCUCAUCACUCCGAGCGCUUUCAUGCUGGACCCCUACCGACCGUUGUCGGCGUCGCUUCCUAGCAGCCCGCGUCAGAUCCUGUCGACGAUGAGCCGGCUGGAGCAGGAGAUGGACCGCAUGCUCGACUCCGUCAUGGAUGUCACCGGCGGCUUCCUCCUCCCGGACGAGGCCUGUCGCGACCCGCCUGCGAGUCCCGUCACCAACGACCCUAGCCCCUCGGACGGGGAGGGAGGAGGGGCGGUGAUGCGGCUGCGGCCUCACUUUGACAUCCAGUCGACCUCCGAUCGUCUCCUCGUCACCGCCGCUACCCCGGGCCUCGCCAAGGACGACAUCGCCGUCGAGGUCCUCGAGGCCACAGGCGACGUCCCCCCGACCCUAGUCAUCUCCGGCCGCUCGUCCUCCAAGCAGACGUCGGAGGAGCCGGCGCGAGUCCAAGCGUCGUAUGCGGCGUUUGAGAAGCGCGUCUCCCUCCCUCCCCACACAAAGCCCGACAUGGUCGAGGCCAAGUACGACAACGGAGUCCUCCGAGUGUCCGUCAAGCGACCCGAGGAGGAGCUACAGGCGCCCCCGCGGCACAGGAUCCCUCUGCUCUAG